AAAUAAUAAAUAAUAAAUAAAACAAAGCUUUCCUAGCGAACAAGCAAGAACUUAGAAAUUGAAUUCUGGGAAUAGAAGUCUCCAAGGCCUAGUCUGAGUCUGAGUCGUCCAAUCUUGAGCUAAGAAUGGAUGUAAUAAAAACGCAACAAAUAUCGGCGAGACCGAUCGAGAAAGUGAUAGUGCAUCCUCUAGUUCUACUCAGCAUCGUCGAUAACUACAACAGAGUAGCUAAGGACACUCGCAAACGUGUUGUUGGGGUCUUGCUUGGUUCCAGUUUUAAGGGCACUGUUGAUGUCACUAACAGCUACGCAGUGCCAUUUGAAGAAGAUGACAAGGACCCAGGCAUCUGGUUUCUUGACCACAAUUACCAUGAAUCAAUGUUUUCCAUGUUCAAAAGAAUAAAUGCCAAGGAGCAUGUUGUGGGUUGGUACAGCACAGGGCCAAAACUGAGGGAAAAUGACCUGGAGAUUCACGGAUUAUUUAAUGAUUAUGCUCCAAAUCCUGUCUUGGUCAUAAUUGAUGUCCAACUGGUAGAGUUGGGAAUACCCACAAAAGCAUACUAUGCUGUCGAAGAGGUGAAAGAGAAUGCUACCCAGAAAAGCCAGAAGGUGUUUGUGCAUGUGCCAUCAGAAAUUGCUGCCCAUGAAGUAGAGGAAAUUGGUGUAGAACACUUAUUGAGGGAUGUGAAGGACACAACAAUUAGUACUCUUGCAACUGAGGUUACUGGGAAACUCACAGCUCUGAAAGGGUUGGAUGCUCGGCUAAAAGAAAUACGUGGUUAUCUUGACCUCGUCAUUGAAGGAAAGCUCCCAUUAAACCAUGAGAUUCUGUACCAUCUACAGGAUGUGUUCAACCUACUUCCUAACCUUAACGUGGCAGACUUGAUUAAGGCCUUUGCAGUGAAAACAAAUGAUAUGAUGUUGGUUAUUUAUCUUUCGUCUCUCGUCCGAAGUGUAGUUGCUCUCCACAACUUGAUCAACAACAAGAUGCUCAACAAAGAACAUGAGAAAGCAGAAGACUCAAAGCUCGUUUCUGUACCUCCUGCUGUCGCAAGCUAGACAUGGGAAUUUCAUCAGCCUGGAUUUUAUUUGGUUGUCUGUUCUCUAGAAGAUUAAUUGCAGCCAGAAUUUCAUCAGCCUUAGAUAAUCUUUUGUUUCUGGUGCAAGAGAUGGGGGAGUUGUUAGGGGUUCUACUGGAAAACAUUGCUCAAAGUUGUUUUUCUUGUGAUUGAAAUACAAUAAAAAUUCAUUUUGACGUCC
Populus nigra (black poplar) is the source of this 1259-nucleotide messenger RNA. RefSeq names its product 26S proteasome non-ATPase regulatory subunit 7 homolog A-like. Gene Ontology annotation, molecular function: metallopeptidase activity; protein binding. The record is from RefSeq and is a predicted model, not a curated record. Bases 126 to 1058 code for a protein of 310 amino acids. Lineage: Eukaryota; Viridiplantae; Streptophyta; Magnoliopsida; Malpighiales; Salicaceae. Gene Ontology annotation, cellular component: proteasome regulatory particle; proteasome complex. Gene Ontology annotation, biological process: proteasome-mediated ubiquitin-dependent protein catabolic process. The transcript is spliced from 10 exons.